Onychomys torridus (southern grasshopper mouse) is the source of this 1904-nucleotide messenger RNA. It is a transcript of the gene Pigz, whose product is annotated as phosphatidylinositol glycan anchor biosynthesis class Z. Gene Ontology annotation, molecular function: alpha-1,2-mannosyltransferase activity. Gene Ontology annotation, cellular component: endoplasmic reticulum membrane. Gene Ontology annotation, biological process: GPI anchor biosynthetic process. NCBI's taxonomy places the organism in Eukaryota, Metazoa, Chordata, Mammalia, Rodentia, Cricetidae. The transcript has 2 exons. The coding region runs from base 234 to 1631 and encodes 465 amino acids. The record is from RefSeq and is a predicted model, not a curated record.
GCCUCGGGGGCAGGCCCUCGCUCCGGGUGACCCUGGUAGCCAGCGCGGCAGGUGCAGCCCAGAGGCAGCGCGUGGAGGACAUCCUGGGUGUGCAGGCUUCACGGCCCUGGGAGUUUUACCCCAGCAGCUCCUGCCGCACCGUGGUCUUCCCACUGCUGACCUCUGGCUCUACCUUCUGGUUGCUCAGGCUCUGGGAAGAGCUGGGGCCCUGGCCUGGUCUGGUGAGUGGCUACAUGCUGCUGGUGGGGCCCCGACUCCUCCUCACUAUCCUCUCCUUUGCCCUGGACUGGGCUAUGUACUAUCUGGCCCCACUGUGGGGGGCAGAUCGCUGGAAUGCCAUGUGCCUGCUGUCUGGGUCCUACGUCACCCUGGUUUUCUACACAAGGACCUUCUCCAACACCAUCGAGGGACUGCUCUUCACCUGGCUGCUGGUGCUGGUGUCCCCUUAUGUGGCAUGGAGUCCCAAAUCAAAGAAGCCCACCCCAGGUCCAUGGUGGCACAGCUGCCUUCUUGGUGCCAUCGUGGCCGCUGGCUUCUUCAAUCGGCCAACCUUCCUAGCCUUUACUCUGGCCCCCCUCUCUCUCUGGGGCAUCCAUAGGGCCUUGGAACUUGGCAUCAAGGCCUUGAUGCAGGAGGCCCUGGCACUGUUGCCAGGGGCUGCUCUUGCUGCAAUGCUGUUUAUAACCACGGACAGCUGGUACUUCUCCAGCCUCUCGAGAUCCGGUAGCCUUGUCCUCACACCUGUCAACUUCUUGUCCUACAACCUGGAUCCCCAAAACCUUGCAAGGCACGGCACACAUGCACGGCUCACUCACCUGGCAGUCAAUGGCUUCCUGCUCUUUGGGGUACUGCAUGCUCAGGCCCUGCAGGCUGCAUGGCAACAUCUCCACAGCUGCCUCCGUGCGCUCCCGCAGACGGGCUUCUUGAGGGUGCUGGGUGCACUGUCUAGUUCCAAGUCUUAUCUCCUCCUCCUCUACUUCACACCCCUGGUCCUGCUAUCUGCCUUUAGCCACCAGGAGGCCAGGUUCCUGAUUCCCCUCAUAGUCCCAAUAAUCCUGCUCUGCAGUCCACAAACCCAACCUAUACCCUGGAAGGGUGCCCUGGUCCUCUUCAAUGCUCUAGGUGCCCUCGUCUUUGGCUGCCUGCAUCAGGGAGGUUUGGUACCUGGUCUGAAGUACUUGGAGCACAUAGUCCAUGCGCCUGUCCUCCCAGGCACGACCAUCCACUACACACUUCUCUUCACUCACACCUACAUGCCUCCCCAGCACCUCCUACACCUCUCCAGCCUGGGAUCGCCUGUGGAGGUGGUGGACAUGGGUGGCGCUGAGGACUGGGUCGUGUGCCAAGCCCUGAACAACUUCAGCAGACAACCAGCCUGCCAAAUGGCUGGUGGGCCCCAGCUCUGCCGACUCUUUGUAGUAACUCCUGGGACCAACAGGCAUGCUCUGGAGAAGUGCAGUUUUCCUCUCAAGAAUGAGACUCUCUUGUUUCCCCACCUGACCCUGGAGGACCCUCCAGCCCUGUCCUCUCUGCUCAGCCGGGUUUGGAGGAACCACCUUAGCCUUCACAUCGUAGAACUGCAGGGGAAGCCUGAGGUGACAAAGGAGCUAUGGCCCAGAAGCCAGCCAUAGAAAGGAGCCACUCUACCUUCUGCACGGGCUGCUGGGCUGGGACACUGGAACAGAACUCCCCUGCCGUCUCUUCCGGGAACAGCCACGGGUGUUCCUCUAGGUGAGCCCACAUUCCUUUCCCUUAGAAACCAAAGAUCUGACCAGUCACAGUCCCAAUGCCAAGGUCCCCAAAGAAACCUGGCACACCCACUGGCACAUGUCUGUUUCCAUGCCGUCACUUCCAAUGGCUGUGUAUGUCUCAAAUAUAGAGUGCCACCCGCUCAUCGAAGAUUA